UCCUCAAUGGCAGCUCCAAUUCCUUCAUCCUGCGCGCUUCGCGCUCUCCGAUCAUCACUCCAGGCAAAUUCUCACCUACCGCAUACCUCGCACGCGUCCCGCCUGCAGAUCCGUCAUGCAACCCUCCUCAAGCGCCCGAAGAGACCAUACACUUUUACCCAAUUAAUCACACUUUCCGACGGGAGCACAUUCUUGCACCGCACGACCUCUCCGGUGCCCACAUAUAAGAGUACAAAAGAUAUCCGCAACACGCCACUGUGGAAUCCGAGUUCGCACAAGCUGUUGAAUGUAGAAGAAGACGAGGCUGGAAAGCUGGCAGCAUUUAGGACAAAAUUCGGAAGAGGCUGGGAUGCUGAUCAGGGCAAAGGAGACGCGAACCAGGACCAUCUUUUAGAUCUCAUAAGUGGACAGUCCCCUGAGACAGCCAAGUCAAAAGCGGCCAAAGCAGCAGCUGGAAAGCCUAUAUCAGCCUCAAAGACUGGUUCAAAAUAACU
Messenger RNA from Periconia digitata, 494 nucleotides. NCBI's taxonomy places the organism in Eukaryota, Fungi, Ascomycota, Dothideomycetes, Pleosporales, Periconiaceae. The record is from the annotation of a GenBank genome assembly.